AUGGCCCGUCUACCUACAGCAAAAGAACUUGACCUCUUCGACAUGGAUGUCCCCGAGGUCAUGGCCGUUUCCUGCAUGCCGCCGGCUCAGGAGCACAUGGAAGAUCCUUUCUGGUAUGAUACCGGUGGGAGAAAUCCAUUCCAUCGCAAACGUGUACACAAGAUGUUAGCUGGUGAGGACCGCAAGACCAAGCUCAGCGAGAUAGUCGAGGAGUUCCCUCGAUAUGGACCCAAAAUGUAUGAGUGGGCAGUCGAACAGAAUGAUCCCAGUCUGCUCAAAGAACUGUUCCAACUGAAUGUAUCUAUGGAAAUCAAGGAUGCGAAGCAAAAGAACACCGAUAAGGACGAGGACGAUAUGGAUGUGGCUGAGGAUGACCACUUUUACCCUCAGGUCGACAUGCAGCCUGAUUUGCAGAUUGCGGCGUUCGAUGGCAAACUAGAAUGCGUUAAAGUAUUCAUCGAGUUUGGUCAUGCAGACAUCAAUGCUAAAGACGACAAAGAUACGACGCCCCUCACGAAUGCCCUCGUAUCCGGUCAUGAAGAAGUGGUCGAUUGGCUUCUGGAACAUGGCGCUGAUAUCACAUCCGAAGCAGAGAAGCUUAAUGAUAUACAAGCCGCGCUUCGAUCCGGAAGAAUCGCCUUGGUGAACAAGGUGCUCGAGCACCCACAAUCUUUGGAACGAAAGUUGCGUAUCAAGACCUCUCACUUGUUCUAUGCUGCGACAGCGGGGGAGGACUCGCGAGAAGUAGUCCAGUUCGUGCUUCAGAGUGACUGCUUUGGCUCACCAGUCACUCGAUGCCAUAAAGACGCGAUCAUGCAAAGCCUAAGUGCUGCUGUGUCACUUGCAUCAAUUGAGUCUGUACGGCUCAUGCUUCCAUUCUUGACGGAGCAGAAAGAUGACGGUUCUUUUGAAUACGUCGAGUUGCCUGAAGAGAAUCAAAUCGCCAUUUUUAUCGCAUCGGAGGAUGCUAUGGAGAAGCGGGAUAUUCCGGAACUGUUCCAACUCAUCUGGGAGACCUUCCUGUGCGGUCCGAACGAACAUCAAGGCACCCACAACCAACCAGUCGUCACCAAGGAGGACAGAUUGCAUCGACGUCUCAUCUCGGCUUGUGCAGAAGGCUGUGUAGAAACGUGCAGGCUCCUCGUUGACCAGUACGGUGCGGGCGUAAACCACGUAAGCUACAAAAUUUUCAGCACGCCAUUAGGACGAGCUGCUGGAUCGCCCGCCAAUUCUCUCGAGAGGCGAUUGCCUGUAGCAAGAUAUCUUCUUGAGGAGAAACAUGCGAACAUUCAUUUAGCCAAUGGAGAAUUUGCAAACGGUGCUACCCCCCUUGCAUUAGUGCUCAAGUGUGGAGGGCGAGAGGAUCAGGAGGAGAUGAUCAAGCUGCUGCUGAAAAAUGGUGGACCUUUAGAGGAGAUUGGUGGUGAUGUGUUGAGAACAAUUGAAGAGGCCGAAGCCGAAGCGAAAGUAAAGCUUUGUCUUUUGUUGCAUGAGGGGCCUAGAGAUCCCGUAAAGCUCGUGACUUGCGAUAGUGCAGGAAGUCGGCAAGUACAAGUCGGAGUGGAUGCCACCAAGGAAGAGUGGGAGUCAUGGCUUGGAUCCAUACAGAUCAGAAAGUCCGACGAGGUUCUUGCUGUGGAAGAUCCGAAAGGGCGUCCAUUAGCACGAGAUAAUAGCUAA
Molecule: messenger RNA, 1680 nt
Organism: Didymosphaeria variabile
Lineage: Eukaryota; Fungi; Ascomycota; Dothideomycetes; Pleosporales; Didymosphaeriaceae
Exons: 1
Coding region: 1-1680 (559 amino acids)
Molecular function (GO): protein binding
Source: RefSeq, a predicted model, not a curated record